Molecule: messenger RNA, 624 nt
Organism: Dioscorea cayenensis subsp. rotundata (Guinea yam)
Lineage: Eukaryota; Viridiplantae; Streptophyta; Magnoliopsida; Dioscoreales; Dioscoreaceae
Exons: 3
Coding region: 1-624 (207 amino acids)
Source: RefSeq, a predicted model, not a curated record
AUGGAAAAGAGUACACUGCCAGCUUAUCAACCAAAACUCCCUUACCCUGUGAAGGUGAAGAAGGAUCAACAGGAUGAGCAGUACAAGAGAUUCCUCGAUAUGUUCAAGACCCUACACAUUAAUGACCAAUUUGUAGAAGCUCUUGCUGAAAUGCUGAGGUAUGCUAAAUUUUUGAAGGAAUUGCUCAUGGACAAGAGGAAACUAGAGGAAUUGCCUUCAGUGACACUUAGCAAAGAGUGUUCGGCAUUGAUCACUAGUAAUCUCCCCAAGAAGGAGAAUGACCCUGGGGGAUUCAUUGUUCCUUGCACAAUACUAGAGUUAGUAGAUGAGAAAGCUCUAGCUGAUAUUGGUGAAAGAAUCAACCUCAUGCCCUUCAAAAUCUUCCAAAAGUUUGGGCUUGGAGAACUGAAACCCACCACAAUGACUCCACAACUAGCAAAUAGGUCUAUCAGGAUGGAGAUCUUCCUAAAGGAUGAGCUCUUUGAGAUAUUAGAGGAUGAACCUUUUGAUGAUGAAGUUGGGGAGGAAGUGAUGGAAGAAUCUCACUAUCUAGUUUUGGUGGCCAUCGAAGUUUCUGCACCACCGAAGCCACUGAAGGAAAAAACCUACGGUGCGAAGAAAUGA